ACCCGUGUGCUUUCCCGACACAAUCGUUCGUAAUCAGUCUUAUCACUCCAACUACGGCACGUUACAAUGGCGACGAGGAUGCGUCUGAACUACGUGAAGGCUGCCAAGCAACUAUUUUAAACGGAACGAAGAUAUCAGCACACAUCGACCGAACUUCUACUUUGCGGUAUGGCGCACAGCAUGCUUCCCUCGUUUCCUUUCUUCGACGCGCGUGCCACUGACGCCAACAACGUCGGCACCGAAUGGUUGAAGUGGGUGAAACGCUUCGAAAACUUCAUCGUAGCCUGCGGCAUCACAGCCGACGCCCGGAAGACGGCCCUACUACUACACUAUGUGGGUGAAGAAGUUUAUGACAUUUACUGUUCGCUACCUGAUUCUCCUGCAGCCGCAACUGCGUCUACCGUUUCAAGCACCGAUGGCUCCAGCAACGCAACGCCUCUCUACACCGCAGCACGCAAGAAGCUUGAUGGCUAUUUCGCACCCCGAGUGAACACUACCUUCGAGAUUUACCGCUUCCGUCAAGCCAAGCAAAUGGAAAACGAAUCACUCGACGCGUUCUACGCCAGACUACGACAGCUAGUUAAGCACUGUGCUUUCGCCGAUGCCGAAACCGAAAUCAAGAAUCAAAUCCUCCUGUCUACAGUGUCAACACGUCUACGCCGGUAUGCCAUGCAGCAUGACCUCGACUUGCAAGGAAUUCUCAAACAAGGCAGGUUGUUUGAAGAGGCCGAGCACAACAUCUCUGUGAUCGAUCGAGCAAGAACGUCAGCAGUACAAAGAAAACUCAGCGUCAGCGUCUACACUUACAGUGAACUCCAAGCGCACCUCGCGACCUCAUCAACCGAAGUACCACGGGAAAGCGCCAUCACGGCCUCGUGA
This is a messenger RNA of Dermacentor silvarum, 879 nucleotides long. RefSeq lists its product as uncharacterized. The coding region runs from base 169 to 879 and encodes 236 amino acids. The record is from RefSeq and is a predicted model, not a curated record. Lineage: Eukaryota; Metazoa; Arthropoda; Arachnida; Ixodida; Ixodidae. The transcript has a single exon.